AAGGUCACACGCAUCGCCGGGGCUGCUCGUCUAAAGCCGAGCGAGAAAAUGCGAACCAGUUAAUAGAGGUAUAGCAACUUUAUACACUUGGCCACUAACGUUACGGAAGAAAACUACUCGAUGCUAACACGUAUUUAUUAAGCUAGCGUUCGACGAAGUAGAGACCCGCUGUCAGAAACUAGCCUAGCCUGUCAGCUAGCUUCUCUUAAAACCAUAAAUAUCAACGUUACGUCUUCACAUGACCACCACUAUGUUGAGGAGGCUCCACAGCCGCUUAGGACGCGUCCUCUCUCCCGCUCACCUGUGCACAAGAAGUCAGUCCUCAGCCACAGCAGAGCGAAAACGGUUUUAUCAAGACGUCAGUAUAUCGCAAGGGGAAGGUGGUUUGUAUGAGAUAAACCUGGACAGAAGGAAAUUGAAAACGCCGGGAGGGAAGCUGUUCACAGUGCCAAAUGAGGCCCUGGCCAUCGCCGUGGCAACCGAGUGGGACGCCCAAAGGGACACGCUGAAGUUCUACACCAUGCACCUGAGUACACUAUGCAACACCGCUCUGGACAAUCCCACCCAACGUAACAAGGACCAGAUGAUCACUGCGGCCCUGAAGUUCCUGGAGACUGACACUGUCUGUUACAGAGUCGAUGAGCCCAACGCCUUGGUUGAGCUGCAGAAGAAUGAGUGGGACCCUGUGCUGCACUGGAUGGAAAAAAGAUAUGAUGUCACCAUUGGGUCCUCGUCCAGUAUUUUGGGUCCUGAGAUCCCAAACGCAACCAAAGACACUUUCCGGCAACACCUGACUUCUUACAACUUCUGGUCCCUGACAGGUCUUGAGUAUGUGAUCACCCAGCUGAAGUCUGUUGUGUUGUCCAUGGGGAUGAUUGACAGACAUCUGACCGUGGAACAAGCUGUGCUGCUCUCCAGACUGGAGGAGGAAUACCAGAUUGGGUUCUGGGGGAACGUGGAGUGGGCCCAUGACUAUGACAUGUAUGAGCUGAGGGCACGGACCGCAGCUGGAGCUCUUUUUGUUCACCUCGCAUCGGAGAGUUCGACUGUCAAGCGCAAACUAAUGCAGGACUGAGAUGGAUGAGCUCAAGCAAAAAAAAACAUCAAGUGUGCCCUCAAACCGAGAACACACCAAGCAACUCUGUAUCUGUGCUUCUGUUUCUAUUGAGACAAACGACACAUGCUGUCUGCUCUGUUUGGCAGUGAUGUUUAUGGAGUCAACAUUUUCUGUUUUUAUGCAGCGUUAAAUAGUGAGUUUCCAGUCAUCCGUAACCUGUUGGACCCGCUGCGUGGUUUCAACAGAGCAGUGACUAAUGUUGUUGUCUGUUUGGUGGUGGAAUGUUAAUUCCGCGUCUGCUUUUGCACUGUGCCACAUUUGUACGGUGCAAAGGACAAAUUCUACACCAACGGCAGACUUUCCAUUCUAAUUGUGCCGGGUACAGUGUUUGGUCUGCAAUACAUGAAACGUACUGCGUUCAAAUUAUUUUCUGUAGUUAAUAUUGACCUUAUCCAUGUUGUAUUUAUUUUGUCAUAUUCAGUUUGAGUUGUGUAUACAGAUACCGAUUCAUUAAUAUAGUCUCCACUUGCAGUUGUAUUUCUUCUCAAAAGAUCCAAUUGAAAAGUAGACGGACUCUUCAUACAUCAGUCAUUUCAAUGUGCAACGUGUAAGGUCUUGUUACUAUUACUGUUGAAACUCCACCUUUUGUAAGCAAAAUGUCAGUAAAGAUUAUAGUGAACUAAAGUCCAAACAAAGCCUA
Molecule: messenger RNA, 1757 nt
Organism: Gasterosteus aculeatus aculeatus (three-spined stickleback)
Lineage: Eukaryota; Metazoa; Chordata; Actinopteri; Perciformes; Gasterosteidae
Gene: atpaf2
Product: ATP synthase mitochondrial F1 complex assembly factor 2
Biological process (GO): mitochondrial proton-transporting ATP synthase complex assembly
Cellular component (GO): mitochondrion
Source: RefSeq, a predicted model, not a curated record